UUUAGCUGCUUGCCAUUUGUUAGCUUCUUUAAAAUGUUCAUGUUAAGCUAGGAAACAGUUGAGUAUGCCUUCCUCAUCAUUUUCACAAUUGAGACUUUUCUGAAGAUUAUCGCUUAUGGCUUGGUGAUGCACCAGAAUGCGUAUGUGAGAAACGGCUGGAACAUGCUGGAUUUCGUCAUUGUGGUGAUUGGACUCUUCAGUGUUGCAUUGGAGCUUUUGACCAAAGAAGAAAAGGGAGAAGUUGAAGGAGAUACCCAUGCAUCAAUGCAUGGGCACGGGGGUAAGCCAGGUGGAUUUGAUGUUAAAGCCCUUCGAGCCUUCCGUGUGCUGCGCCCCCUGCGGCUGGUCUCAGGAGUACCCAGUUUACAGGUGGUGUUGAACUCCAUCAUUAAAGCCAUGGUCCCUCUCCUGCACAUUGCCCUCCUGGUCUUGUUUGUCAUUAUCAUCUAUGCUAUUAUCGGCCUGGAGCUGUUCAUUGGUAAAAUGCAUGCAACCUGCUAUUUCCCCGGUUCAGAUAUGAUAGCAGAAGAGGAGCCAGCUCCAUGUGCGAUCUCAGGGCAUGGGCGCCAGUGCCCCAUCAACGGCACGGAGUGCAGGGAAGGCUGGCAAGGUCCCAACGGUGGCAUCACCAACUUUGACAACUUUCUGUUUGCCAUGCUGACGGUGUUUCAGUGUAUCACCAUGGAGGGCUGGACUGACGUGCUGUACUGGAUGAACGAUGCCAUGGGCUUUGAGCUUCCAUGGGUGUACUUUGUCAGUCUUGUGAUCUUCGGCUCCUUUUUCGUUCUUAACCUGGUUUUGGGUGUGUUGAGCGGAGAGUUCUCCAAGGAGAGGGAAAAGGCCAAAGCUCGCGGAGACUUCCAGAAGCUGCGUGAAAAGCAACAGCUGGAGGAGGAUCUGAAGGGUUACCUGGACUGGAUCACUCAGGCUGAAGACAUUGACCCUGACAAUGAGGACGAGGCAGAUGAGGAGAGCAAGCGUAACCGGGUGACUCUGGCUGACCUUACUGAGAAGAAGAAAGGAAGGUUUGGGUGGUUCAGCCAGUCGUCCGACACUCAUGCAAGCGUUCCAGCCAGUGAAACAGAGUCUGUGAACACCGAGAAUCAGAACGGGGAGGAUGAAAAGACGCCAUGCUGCGGACCUCUGUGUCAAAAGAUUUCAAAGUCAAAGUUCAGUCGGCGCUGGCGCCGAUGGAACAGAUUCUGCCGCAGGAAGUGCCGUUUGGCUGUCAAGUCAGUGCCUUUCUAUUGGCUGGUCAUCAUCCUUGUGUUCCUCAACACCCUGACCAUAUCAUCAGAACAUUACAACCAGCCUUUGUGGCUGACACAGGUGCAAGAUGUGGCCAACAAGGUGCUGCUGGCCCUGUUCACAUGUGAAAUGUUGGUAAAGAUGUACAGUCUUGGGCUGCAGGCUUAUUUUGUGUCACUCUUCAACCGCUUUGACUGCUUUGUUGUGUGCGGAGGAAUCACUGAAACCAUUCUGGUGGAGCUGGAAAUCAUGUCUCCGCUCGGUAUCUCUGUGUUCCGCUGCGUGCGCCUGCUGAGGAUUUUCAAGGUCACACGACACUGGCAGUCUCUGAGUAACCUGGUGGCAUCGCUGCUCAACUCCAUGAAGUCCAUUGCUUCCCUGCUUCUGCUGCUCUUCCUCUUCAUCAUCAUCUUCUCCCUGCUCGGCAUGCAGGUGUUUGGUGGAAAAUUCAACUUUGACGAAACCCAGACAAAAAGGAGCACCUUCGACAACUUUCCCCAGGCCCUGCUCACUGUGUUUCAGAUCCUGACUGGAGAAGACUGGAAUGCUGUAAUGUAUGAUGGGAUCAUGGCGUAUGGUGGCCCUUCCUCCUCUGGAAUGAUUGUGUGCUUUUACUUCAUCAUCCUAUUCAUCUGUGGAAACUAUAUCCUCUUGAAUGUCUUCUUGGCUAUCGCUGUGGACAACUUGGCAGAUGCAGAAUCUCUCAACACAGAUGAAGGAGACAAAAAAGGGGACAAAAAAGAUGAUGAUAAAGAUGAGAAGGAUGAGGAUGAGGACAAUGACGACACUGCAGCGGAGGAGGAGGACCCUGAAGUCCCAUCGGGGCCUCGGCCGGUCAUCUCCGACCUGGUAAAGAAGGAGAAGAUCACUCCUAUCCCAGAGGGAAGUGCCUUCUUCAUCUUCAGCAACACAAACCCGGUUCGUGUGUUUUGCCACAGACUCAUUAAUCAUCACAUUUUCACCAACCUCAUCCUGGUGUUCAUCAUGCUCAGCUCCGUCUCACUCGCUGCUGAGGAUCCAAUCCGAAACUUCUCAGCUCGCAAUAUUAUACUUGGUUACUUUGACUAUGCUUUCACGGCUAUCUUUACUGUUGAGAUCGUUUUGAAGAUGACGACAUAUGGAGCUUUUCUUCAUAAAGGAGCAUUCUGCAGGAAUUACUUCAACCUUCUGGACCUGCUGGUGGUGGGAGUCUCCCUCGUUUCCUUUGGCAUUCAGUCUUCUGCCAUCUCUGUGGUGAAGAUUCUCAGGGUCCUUCGAGUACUUCGACCCCUGAGGGCCAUCAAUAGAGCCAAAGGCCUGAAGCACGUUGUGCAGUGUGUGUUUGUGGCCAUCAGAACCAUCGGUAACAUCAUGAUCGUCACCACGCUGCUUCAGUUCAUGUUCGCCUGUAUAGGUGUGCAGCUGUUCAAGGGAAAAUUCUAUCGCUGCACAGAUGAAGCUAAGUCCAGCCCAGUAGAGUGCAAGGGCACCUACAUCCUGUACAAAGAUGGAGAUGUGAACCAGCCAACUGUCCACAAACGGGUGUGGCACAACAGUGACUUCAACUUUGACAACGUCCUCAUGGCCAUGAUGGCUCUGUUCACUGUGUCCACCUUUGAAGGCUGGCCUGCGUUAUUGUACAAGGCCAUUGACUCCAACAGGGAAAACCUCGGUCCCAUUUACAACUACCGCGUGGAGAUUUCCAUCUUCUUCAUCAUCUACAUCAUCAUCAUCGCCUUUUUCAUGAUGAACAUCUUUGUAGGUUUUGUGAUCGUCACAUUUCAGGAACAGGGAGAGAAGGAGUAUAAAAACUGUGAACUCGACAAGAACCAGCGUCAGUGCGUGGAAUACGCUCUUAAAGCCCGUCCUCUGAGGAGAUACAUCCCAAAGAACCCAUACCAGUACAAGUUCUGGUAUGUGGUGAACUCCACUGGGUUUGAGUACAUCAUGUUUGUGCUCAUCAUGCUCAACACACUCUGCCUGGCUGUACAGCACUACGGCCAGUCUGCACUCUUUAACUACGUAAUGGAUAUUCUCAAUAUGGUCUUCACUGCUGUAUUCACUGUGGAAAUGGUUCUCAAACUCAUCGCUUUCAAACCCAGGCACUAUUUUGCUGAUGCUUGGAACACAUUUGAUGCCUUAAUUGUUGUCGGUAGUGUCGUCGAUAUCGCUAUCACAGAAGUUAACAACACAGAGGACAGCGCUCGAAUCUCCAUCACUUUUUUUCGUCUGUUUCGAGUCAUGCGGCUGGUCAAACUUCUCAGCAGAGGAGAGGGCAUUCGCACCCUGCUUUGGACUUUUAUUAAAUCCUUCCAGGCUCUGCCAUAUGUUGCUCUUCUGAUAGCCAUGCUGUUCUUCAUCUACGCUGUCAUUGGCAUGCAGGUGUUUGGAAAGAUUGCAAUGGUUGAUGGCACUCACAUUAACAGAAACAACAACUUCCAGACCUUCCCACAGGCCGUGCUGCUUCUCUUCAGGUGUGCCACAGGUGAAGCGUGGCAAGAGAUCAUGUUGGCCUGUAUGCCAGGGAAACUGUGCGACCCAGAGUCUGACUACAACCCCGGGGAGGAGAUGACGUGUGGCAGUGGAUUUGCAAUAGUUUACUUCAUCACUUUCUACAUGCUCUGUGCUUUCUUGAUUAUCAAUUUGUUUGUGGCCGUCAUUAUGGACAACUUUGACUAUCUGACACGUGAUUGGUCCAUUCUUGGUCCUCACCACCUUGAUGAAUUCAAAAGAAUUUGGUCAGAGUAUGACCCUGAGGCAAAAGGCAGAAUUAAACAUCUGGAUGUUGUAACCCUUCUUCGUCGCAUCCAGCCUCCUCUGGGCUUUGGCAAACUGUGUCCUCACAGAGUGGCUUGCAAGAGGCUGGUAGCCAUGAACAUGCCUCUGAACAGUGACGGUACUGUUAUGUUUAAUGCCACUUUGUUUGCACUGGUGCGGACAGCCCUAAAGAUAAAAACAGAAGGUAAUCUAGAGCAGGCCAAUGAAGAGCUGCGAGCUGUCAUCAAGAAAAUUUGGAAGCGAACCAGCAUGAAGCUGCUGGAUCAAGUGGUGCCUCCUGCUGGUGAUGAUGAGGUAACCGUGGGGAAGUUCUAUGCCACCUUCCUGAUACAGGACUACUUUAGGAAAUUCAAGAAACGUAAAGAGGAAGGCCUGGUGGGUGCACACCCUUCCCAGAACAACACAGCCAUUGCUUUACAGGCUGGCCUUCGCACGCUGCAUGAUAUUGGGCCUGAAAUUCGCCGAGCGAUAUCAUGUGAUCUGCAGGAUGACGAACUAAUAGACUUUAUUCCAGAGGAAGACGAGGAAAUUUAUAGGCGUAAUGGUGGACUCUUUGGUAACCAUCUCAUGAAUGGUGGUCAUCGCCGAUCCAAUGGGCAUCAGACCAAUGCCACUCAGCGCCCUUUGCAAGUGCAGCCUCCACCUCACUAUGCCCACAUGGAACAGCCAGUAGGACGCCUGUCUAGAGCCAAUGCAAUGUCCCAUCCCAACCACCAUCAUCACCACCACCACCAUCAUCACCACCGCCACCACAACUCCUACGGAAAGUCUCCCAAAUCUACCAACAUAAACCUCAACAAUGCCAACGUGUCCAGUCUGCCCAACGGAGGACACCAUCGCUACUACGAACACGCACCUCCCAAUGGCUAUCCAGGUCUACGCAGCUCCUAUUACGAUUACGACAAGCCACGGACACCCCAGGGUCAAAGAAGGCGCUACUAUGAGACCUAUGUUAGGUCCCACAGAGGGGAUGGUCACCAUCCCACCAUCCGAAGGGAGGAGGAGUUUGAUGAAGACCGUUUCUCCGGGGAGUAUUACAGCGGGGAGGAGUUUUAUGAAGAUGACAGUAUGCUGUCAGGGGACAGGUAUCAGAACAGCGACACGGAGUAUGAGACUCCCAAAGGCUACCAUCAUCCUGACAGUUACUACGAUGAUGAUGAGCAGCCUCUCUACCACGACUCACGGAGGUCACCAAAGAGAAGAUUGCUUCCUGCAACACCUCAAGGUCAUAGAAGGCCAUCCUUCAACUUUGAGUGUCUGCGCAGACAAAGUAGCCAUGAUGAGCUUCCACAUCAGCGUACUGCUCUACCACUGCACCUUAUGCAGCACCAGGUUAUGGCCGUAGCAGGGCUGGACUCUAGCAGAGCCCAUCGCCUCUCCCCAACCCGCUCCACCCGUUCUUGGGCCACGCCCCCUGCCACACCGGCCAGUAAAGACCAGUCACCAUACUACACCCCUCUCAUACGUGUGGAGCACCCACACAGGGAGAGUGUUGUUGGUAGCCAAGUGUCUGUGCGCAAGAGCUCCUGGUACACAGACGAUCCCGAGUUCUCCCAGAGAACGUACUCACCUGUGCACCUGCAGGUUCCUCCGGAGUACCAUAACCAGUACCACCAGAAAAGAGGCAGUGCAACCAGCCUUGUGGAAGCGGUUUUGAUAUCAGAAGGACUUGGGAGAUAUGCCAAGGAUCCCAAGUUUGUCGCUGCCACAAAGCACGAGAUAGCAGAUGCAUGUGAGAUGACGAUAGAUGAGAUGGAGAGUGCAGCCAGCCACCUGCUGAAUGGAGGAAUGUCCCCGGGUAUCAAUGGGGUAAAUGUGUUUCCCCUUCUGACUCCAAGGGACUAUGAACUGCCGGACACCGCAGCCAGCUACAGCGAUGAAGAGCCAGAGACAGAACCCAGAGGUCCUUAUGAGGAGGACCUGGCAGACGAGAUGAUCUGCAUCACAACUUUAUAGCAGAGGCUGAAGGAUUCUGCACAUUAGGACCCUUAUAGAUUUGCUAAAAUUUAAAAAGAAAUGCAUCUGUUGGCUCUGACCCAAAGAAGUGCCUUUAAAGUGAAGAGAAAAGGCAUAGGGAUGAGAGACACACAAGUCCUGUUCGUUUAAUUGUUCUCCACCUGCCAGCCAUGGAGGUCACAGCACAGAGCCAGUUACCAUUCCUGCUGAGCACAGAGGGACAGACUGGAUCUUCCUUCCAAAGGCUUUGACCUGAUGGUAAUAUACAGGUUCUGCCUGCAGCCAGUCAAAGACAAUAAUGCUGAUGCCAGUGAAAGAGAUGGACCGACUGGCAAAGGUGUGAGAUGCUCUAGAGGGUGGGUCUCUAAGGGUGAUGACAAUCAGAUGUUCGAUGUCAUUACCUCAGUCACUUUUUUAAGGUCUGGCAUAUCAUGCAAGUUUUCAAUGCAAGCAUAGAAAGGCAUAUCUCCUCACAUAGUUUUUAGAAUAACUCGAUCCCUUCGUCGUUAGAGCAGAUCGUUUAAAGAUCGCUAGAGCUGAGUGAAAUAGUGAGAUAGAGAGCUGAGUUGCAACAGAUUAUGCAGGAACUAACAGUCCUACUUAUAGCAUCAUUCAACUUGAGAUAUGUACUUUUGAAGCAACAAAAGCAUUUGUGAUAAAUGCACUAGCAGGCAGGUUAUUUUAACACUUUAGAAUAGCCUGAUUAAUAUUUCAUAGUUGAUAUGCUGUAAAUUGUAUUAUAUAACAAAAGAAACUUUGUAAAGAGAUAUUCUAUAUUUUGUAAUUAUGUAUCAUUUAAAAGAUCAGCAAUAUGGACCCUUGUGACUCAUGUUAUACUAUAAAAGCAGACUUGCAUUAUUUUAUUAGGUAAACUGUUCGGAUGUUUAUUUGCCUUUUAUUUUUUUUGCGAAUAUGCACCUUUUAUUUUGCCUAUGACGACAGCAAUCUUUAGAGGUUCUGCUUAUGUGGCGACACUACCGCACAAGAUAUGCUUUGAUUUCUUAGCAUAGGAGUACACGUGUUACUUCAUCAAACCGACAAUGGAGCAUUUUUAGAAGGCAAGCCUCAAGGAUCCAGUGCUGAAAUUUCGCACAGAUGUGACGAACACAUUUGUUUGCAUAUUUUGUGCACGGUAUUUUAAAAUGCAUAGUGCAUUAACAAUGCUGCUUUUUUUAGUUGGCUUCGGAGUCAAACCUAGGUUUUUGUCAGCCCCUACUGAAAUGCCUUUUUGCUGCUGAAAGAACGAAAACUGAUAGAUGGUAAUCACAGGGAUAAAUUAACACUUUUCAAAGCUCAUGCUGGGAAUUUCACUCUUUGUUGGUCAUGGCAGAGUUUCAUUAGACCUUUGUACCGAAUCUUUGCUAUCACAUCUUAGCCUUCAUGCCGGGUGUGGAGAGGGCUGUGGUGGCAGAAGGCACAUGCACACAUCCAAAGGCCGGAAACAGCCCCAACAUGUGUUCUAGGUGAAAGUACUGAGGGUGUCCUGGUGUCAGGAUGCUGCAGAGAGGCAAAGCAAUACUAACCCCCACACCCCCGACCUUUCUCUCUCAGCCUGCCUGGUUCCUGCGUAUAGUAUACCUCGUUAGGCAUUGGUGAAGACAUAUCAUUGUCACAGCUUAUCUGUUUGUCCCAGUGUCCCACAGUGGAUUCGUUGAGAUUAACUAGGGCUGAACUUGGAUUUUAGUGUGACUGUAUGAAAAUGAAUGGCGCUGCGAGGCAAACCCCACGCUGGGUACGUUAAAAUAAAGGAGUAGCUGGAGCCCACAAGUUUAAAAACACAAGGCAACAAAAUAUCUUUUAAUCAUUCAUCAUCCAUUUUUCUCUCACGUAAAGAUACUGGACUAAAUAAAUUAAAGUGGGCUAUUUCAGGCGUUACCAUAGAGCGUUUAAGGGUUAAUGUGACCUGCUGUUGUAGGCGAGUGCAUACUGUACUCUAAUUCAACCGAAUACUGUCAUGAAAAUGUAGGUUUUCCAUUUUGUGUGCACAUUGAAAGGGCUCUUUGAAUUGUUUGUGAGUAAAAAAAAAAUGUGUUGUAGUCCUUUUGUUGAUAACUGUCAUAUAAAAGGACCAAUGCACAUAAAAGGCACAUUGUACUAUUCGUAGCAAUUACAGUACUGAUGAACUGAAGAUAUGCAUUAUUUUGUAAAACACUUUUAAAAGUUGUGUUAAACUAAAGAUUAAAAGAACUUACUUUUACCUCAUGUCAGGGAUUCCUGAAAAAAGAAAAAAAGAAUAUAAUGAUUUGGUUCAGUCUAUACCAAUGGUAUUUAAAUAUUAGCACAUAGCUGUUUGUCUUUGCACAAGUAACUGUAUAGUGCUUUUUGUUUCUCCUUUUUCUAAACAGAUUUGUGUAUUAAGGUGAGACAAUUUUGUACUUUUUGUGACUGUGUGUAUGGUUUAGUGGAAUCUAUAUUUGUCAUUUACACCUCACCUCAUAAUGCUGGGAAUGAAAGAGUAUUAAAAAAUAUUUUCAAGGUGCACUGUUCCUCUGUUUUGCAGGUAGGAGAAAAAAUAAAAUAAAAUCAAGUACCAGUUUACAGAGAAACACAUGUUGAUUUGAACGUUUCUAUUAGUUUUCUUCAUCUUGUUAUGAUUAUAAUUACUAUUACUACUAUUAAUGUUCAGAAAGCUGUAUUAAAAUAGAAGAUAAUGUAAUAUAUGUACAAUAUGGAAAGACCCAUGGUAAUGUUCUCUACUUGAAAGUCUUGAUAUCUGCUCCUUAAUGUUUUUAUUGAGUAAACAUCUUUUCUCUUAGUAGCAAAUGCUUUACUAUAACCCUCUAGGUUUUGUAUCAAUACAUUUUUUGUAUUUUUUUUAUUUUAUUUUGGCCUUGAUUUUAUUUGAAUCGAU
Molecule: messenger RNA, 8812 nt
Organism: Oreochromis aureus
Lineage: Eukaryota; Metazoa; Chordata; Actinopteri; Cichliformes; Cichlidae
Gene: cacna1da
Product: calcium channel, voltage-dependent, L type, alpha 1D subunit, a
Exons: 45
Coding region: 127-5961 (1944 amino acids)
Biological process (GO): calcium ion import across plasma membrane
Cellular component (GO): voltage-gated calcium channel complex; membrane
Molecular function (GO): high voltage-gated calcium channel activity
Source: RefSeq, a predicted model, not a curated record